AUGAUUAAGCUUUGCCAAAACUUGAAAAACUACUUUUCAAGCUCUUUCUUUCCAUACAAUCCAAAGGGAUAUUAGAAUAUUUAACAAUAUAUUCAACAUCAUCAAACAAUAAAAAUAAAAUUAACUGAAUUUGAUGUCUCCAAGGAUUAAUUUAUCUUUGCAUAUAACAAUUUUAUUGACUCCAUUUUAGAAGAUGAUUUUAAUAUAUAUGCUCAAUAGGUUUGUGAUAAAAAAUUAGCAGAUGAAUUUAUUGAAGGUGUUUCCAGAAUUAAGAGGGAAUAAUUAAAAAUUGAAAAAAUGGUGAAUCCUGAGAUAUAAGAAGAAAUAUACUUCUCAGAUAUGAACUUUUUUGUGAAUGUUGAUCGAGGAAUCUCUUUAUAUGAUCAUGUAAAAGUAUUUGAAUAGCUUAGUCAGAAGUAGAAACAGUUGGAAAAUUUCCAAAAUUUACCUAACUUCAUAGUGAAAAAAAUGAACUUUUGAAUUGUUUUUCUUUUGGAGCUUUUAUAAAGUCUAAAUUCGCCUUAAAGAUAUCAGACAUAGAAGUAUAUAUAUUUGAAAAUUGAUUAGUAUGAACCUGAAAACUUUCAUUACGUAAGAUUUAUGGUACUUAAAGAUUAAGAGGAGCUAAAAAGUCUUUUUAAAACCAUAAAAUCAUUAUUAGUUUAUAAUGAAAAGGAGAUUUACCUUGGAGAUAAUCCUUCCUGGAAAAUUAUAGAUGUAGACAGAAAUAUGGAAAAAAAGUAUCCUUAAUAUUUUUGAACAUUAAAUUUAUAUA
Molecule: messenger RNA, 775 nt
Organism: Paramecium octaurelia
Lineage: Eukaryota; Ciliophora; Oligohymenophorea; Peniculida; Parameciidae
Source: the annotation of a GenBank genome assembly